Messenger RNA from Lepisosteus oculatus (spotted gar), 2871 nucleotides. RefSeq names its product nascent polypeptide associated complex subunit alpha (gene naca). Gene Ontology annotation, cellular component: nascent polypeptide-associated complex; cytoplasm. Gene Ontology annotation, biological process: protein targeting to membrane. NCBI's taxonomy places the organism in Eukaryota, Metazoa, Chordata, Actinopteri, Semionotiformes, Lepisosteidae. The record is from RefSeq and is a predicted model, not a curated record.
CGCCGGCAGUGGGAGGGUGAUAUCCCGGCGUGCCCGAGGUCAGACUCUUUCUUUUGCAGCCAUCUUGGAUCUCAAUCCCUGACACAAGCAUGCCUGGUGAAGCCACAGAGACCGUUCCAGCUGCGGAGCAGGAGAUGCAGCAGCCACAAGCCGAGACGGCUCCUGCAGCCCCUCCUGCCCGCGACGCUGUGGAGAAGAAGUCAGCCUCUGCUCCCUCCGCCUCUGCCUCCUCUCCUGCUUCCAAGAAACUUCCUCAGGGUCCUCCGCGCUCCAAGCCUGCUAGCGCUCCUGCUGCUCCCAAAGCCAAGGAGGCCAAAUCCGCCGGGACCAAGCUGUCCUCCUCCCCCUCUCCUUCCAAACCCGUGCCCGUCACCGGCAAGCCCGUCUCUCCAGCUCCCACGUCCUCCCCCAAGUCCUCCCCUUCCUCCCCCAGGUCGUCCUCUUCCUCCCUGCCCCGCUCCACCCCGCCCUGCUCACCUCUCGCCAGCCCCCCCACGGCGUUCAUCCCCACCCCGCCGGCCCAGGGGGAGAAGGCCGGCCCGCAGCCCAAGGUGGUCAGGGCGGGCAAGCAGGGCAAGGGCAAGAAGGGUACUGGCAGUGAUGGCACAAAGACCCCUGGGAAGGGGCCCCAGGAGAAAGUGGCCCCUGUCUCUGAGCCGCAGGAGACAGUGCUCCCCCCUACUGUCCCUGCUGCAGAGGCCCCCGGACUGCCUUCUCCUCAGAAGGCCCCGGCUACACCAGAGGCCCCCGCCCCUUGCCAAGGAAAGGCAGAUGCCCCCGGUAAAGGUUCCCCAGUGAAAGCAGAUGCCCCAGCUAAAAGUGUGGCAGUGAAAUCAGAUGCCCCACAGAAACCUAGUGCCCCUGGUGGGCCUGUUUCUCCUAAACUGGAAUCCCAGGCUCCCGCCAAGCCUGAGCCAGCUGCCCCACCAAAGCUGGAGGCCCCGGUGUCGCCCAAGCCUGCCGCUGCCUCUCCCCUGGCCUUUCAGGUGACUCCCAAGCCUGCUGCUCCUGCCCCCAUUUCUUUUGCUGCGGCUGUGGCCUCUGGCCUGCCCAAAACUGCUCCUGCUCCCCCAGAGGCCCCCAAAUCCUCCUCUGCCACGGAGCUGGCCUCGGUGCCUGUCGCGGCAGCUCCAGCAGCUCCGGCCCCUGCGGAGGUCAAGCCUGCUGCCAAGGGUAAGACCUCUGCCAAGCCAGCUGCCGCCAAGGAGCCCAAGGCUGCCCAGCCCAAGGAGAAGCCAACGCCUGGCCAGAAAAAGGGUGCCCCUGCCCCAACCCCUCCUACGCCAGCGUCUCCCGCUCCUUCUGCUCAAACCUCUCCUGCUCCCCCACCUCCUGCCACCCCAGCCCCUCCUGCUUCGCCACGUCCUGCCACAGCUGCCCCUGCCCCAGCCCCAACCCCUCCUACGCCAGUGUCUCCUGCUCCCUCUGCUCAAACCUCUGCUGCUCCGCCACCACCUGCUGCCCCAGCCCUUCCCGCUUUGCCACGUCCUGCCACAGCUGCCCCUGCCCCUGCCCCAGCCCCUCCUGCUCCUUCUGCUCAAACCUCUCCUGCUCCGCCACCACCUGCUGCUCUAGCCCCUCCUGCUUCGCCACGUCCUGCCACAGCCGCCCCUGCCCCAGCCCCAACCCCUCCUACGCCAGUGUCUCCUGCUCCUUCUGCUCAAACCUCUCUUGCUCCGCCACCUCCUGCCACCCCAGCUCUAGCCCCUCCUGCUUCGCCAUCUCCCUCCAAAGCCAUCCCCGCCCCUAAGGCACGUCCCUCCCCGAGCGCCGUCCCGUCUGCUAAGCCCUCUUCAUCUCCGUCUGCCGCAGACAAAGCCCCCCCUGCGGCUCCCAAGCCCCCCACUCUUGCCAUCGCCCCUGCAGCCCCGGAGGACGACGACGAGCUGCCCCCCCUCAUCCCCCCCGAGGAGCCCGUGGAAAUUCCCCGUUUCCAGCCCCCAACCCUUGCGGAUUCCUUCCCCCCAGUGAAACCCAGCCCCCCUCUGCCAUCCGGGUCUACCCCCAAGCCGGCGCCGCCCAAGGCCCCUGCCCAGCCGGAUCCUGUGGUCAAGAACGACAAGGGGUCAGGCACAGAGUCCGACAGCGACGAAUCAGUACCUGAGCUGGAGGAGCAGGACUCGGCACAGGCACAGUCGCAGCAGGCACAGCUCGCGGCCGCAGCCGAAAUUGACGAAGAGCCCGUCAGCAAAGCUAAACAGAGCAGGAGUGAGAAGAAGGCACGGAAGGCCAUGUCCAAGCUGGGGCUUCGCCAGGUCACGGGGGUCACCAGAGUCACCAUCAGGAAGUCCAAGAACAUCCUGUUCGUCAUCACCAAGCCAGACGUCUACAAGAGCCCCGCGUCAGACACCUACAUCGUGUUCGGGGAGGCCAAGAUUGAAGAUCUGUCCCAGCAGGCUCAGCUGGCAGCUGCUGAGAAGUUCAAGGUCCAGGGAGAAGCCGUGUCUAACAUCCAGGAAAACACACAGACGCCAACUGUACAGGAAGAGAGCGAGGAGGAAGAGGUGGACGAGACCGGCGUGGAGGUGAAGGACAUCGAACUGGUGAUGUCACAGGCCAACGUGUCGCGAGCGAAGGCCGUGCGCGCGCUGAAGAACAACAACAACGACAUCGUCAAUGCCAUCAUGGAGCUGACGAUGUAAGAGUCCCGAGAGAGAGCGAGAGGAGGCGACAGGCUGCGAUGGAUCGAGAUCUUGCUGUUCGAUUACUGAAUGGCAUUUGUACAAUUUUUACCAGGGAGUUUAAUAAAGUUAUGAACUUGAGGUGGAACCAUUCUUUUUUUGCCCUGAUUUUUUCUGGUUUCAGGGUUAUUUUUCUAUAACUGGUAUUCUAGAGUGCUGGUAUUUAUUGGCAAUAAAGUGUUUUCCAUUG